GCCCGGCUCCUCCCGCCCGGGAGCGGCCGCGGCCGCUCCGCCCGCAGCGCUCGCUGGUUCCGGGGCGGGCCGGGCAUGGCGCUGGCCGGGGACGAGCCCUUCAGCCCCUCGGUGCUGGGCACCAGGGAGCACUGGGAUGCUGCCUACGAAAGAGAACUGCAAACUUUUCAAGACAUUGGAGAUACCGGGGAAAUCUGGUUUGGAGAGGAAAGCAUGGUGCGCAUAAUCAGGUGGCUGGAAAAGCACAAGGUCCCCCUUGACAGCUCUGUGCUUGACAUUGGGACUGGCAAUGGUGUUUUACUGGUUGAAUUGGCAAAGUCUGGCUACAUGAAUCUCACAGGGAUUGAUUAUUCACCUUCUGCAAUACAGCUUUCAGAAAAAGUGAGAGACAAAGAAGGGAUGUCUAACAUUAAAUUAAAGGUAGAAGACUUCCUGGCCCCCUCAGCUGAGCUGUCAGGCUUUGACAUUUGCAUCGACAAGGGGACUUUUGAUGCCGUCAGCCUGGACCCCAGCGACGCGGCGGGGAAGCGAAGGCUGUACGUGGCAUCCCUGGGCAGGGUGCUGAAACCAGAGGGCUUCUUCCUCAUCACCUCUUGCAACUGGACCAAGGAGGAGCUGCUGGACGAGUUCAGAGAAGGAUUUGAAGUUCUGGAGGAGCUGCCAACACCCAAGUUUUGCUUUGGAGGAAGAAUUGGAAACAGUGUUACAGCAUUGGUUUUCCAAAGGAAAAAAGUGAGGCCGUCCAUCUUGGACAAAUUAGAUUAGAUGAGAAAAGUCUGAACUUUAAACCUGACAGAAAACCUCAGACACGUGUGUAAAUAAAUGCUUUUGGAGUGCACAGUAAAAUACUAUGUAUGGAGCUCUGAGGGACUAUAAAACAUUGCCCUAGAAACAUUUCAGCUUUGCAUCAUUUGCCCAUAAAUUGUGUCCUUGCUACAACCUCACUUGUUUCAGGGAAGCUGCGAGUUUGCAAGAGAGAAGAAAAUCAGAUGUGCUAAAUACAGAGACCAAUAUAA
This is a messenger RNA of Zonotrichia leucophrys gambelii, 1016 nucleotides long. RefSeq names its product EEF1A lysine methyltransferase 2 (gene EEF1AKMT2). Gene Ontology annotation, molecular function: protein-lysine N-methyltransferase activity. The record is from RefSeq and is a predicted model, not a curated record. Gene Ontology annotation, cellular component: cytoplasm. The coding region runs from base 76 to 765 and encodes 229 amino acids. The transcript has 6 exons. NCBI's taxonomy places the organism in Eukaryota, Metazoa, Chordata, Aves, Passeriformes, Passerellidae.